AUGAUUCCUGCCAAUCUCGCCCUUCCAUCGGGCGCCCUUCCCUUCCUAGGGCUACUCAUGUCCAUCCUCACAUGGCUAAUAGUGAAAUGGCCAAUUCACCGUAAAUCCAGUACUCCUCAUGUACAACAACCGGAGAAAGAGCCAUUCAUCAAACCACUUCCUAGCCCUCAUCCUGAUGAUCCGACUUCAAACGAUCCCAAAUUGUAUCGUCCGUUCCGGCAUGGACCCAACUUCAUUACGAUGGGAAUUCGCAAACUGCACUGGGACAACUGGAUCGAAAUGGAUUCCUACUUUCUUCGAUACCACGAUAUGAAAGCAGCGGAAUUGAAGAAGGAUUUCAAGGAACACGUCAAAUAUGUCGAUAAUGCAGUCACGAGAGAUGCUUGUUUCGAGCUCAAUGAGGAAUUGGUCCGUCAUCUCACACAUCGCUAUCCCAAAACCUUCCGAUUGGAAGGAGGGAAAGUGCAUAAUAGCCUUACUGGAGAGGCGUUUUUAUUCCCAGCAGCAACCCCCGACGAGGCUCUUGCAACAUCAGCUCUGCUGGUUCAGGAUGAUCUAGUGCUGAUGAUAAAGAAUGAUGACGGAGAAUACCACCUCGACGCAGCCGCCGUCUGCCUCCCCGGCUUCUGGCGCCUCAAGGAGAAAUUCCGCAUGUCCCUAGAUACGCUUCACUUCGAGGCCGGCGUUCCUCAUUAUGCUGCAAAGUUACAAAAAGCCAUGAAUAAGUUCAUGUUGAAGCUUACUCCGGACAAGCCAGUGGAGAGAAAUAAUUUCUUCAUUCAACUCGAUGACGGACUCCACUGGUCCCACCGCAUGGGCGAUCAACAAGGAACAGAAGUUGCCUCAUGGGCCACUGCCAACGGCAAAGGUCUGACCAUCGACGAGAUCCAUUUCCGCUCAGAGAGACAGACACUACGUCGGCUGCCACGCUCGGGGGCAAUUUUGUUUACGAUUCGUACGUAUUUCGAGCCGGUGACGAAAUUGGCUCAGGAGCCUUAUAUUCCUGGUCGAUUGUUGGAGGCUAUUCGGAAUUGGGAUGAGACUGUUUCUUACUAUAAAGGCAAGUCUAGUUGGGAUAAGAUCUUAAUGCCGUAUCUAGAUGAGCAGGAUCGGUUGCAGAAGGAGCGGGGACUUGUGGACGGAACUGAGGGUGAAUUCCCUUAUUGA
Penicillium samsonianum is the source of this 1167-nucleotide messenger RNA. Its product is annotated as heme-dependent oxidative N-demethylase family protein. The record is from RefSeq and is a predicted model, not a curated record. The transcript has 5 exons. NCBI's taxonomy places the organism in Eukaryota, Fungi, Ascomycota, Eurotiomycetes, Eurotiales, Aspergillaceae. The coding region runs from base 1 to 1167 and encodes 388 amino acids.